Haemonchus placei is the source of this 147-nucleotide messenger RNA. NCBI's taxonomy places the organism in Eukaryota, Metazoa, Nematoda, Chromadorea, Rhabditida, Trichostrongylidae. The record is from the annotation of a GenBank genome assembly.
AUGGAAAUCACAUUUUACUGUUUUAAGAUCCCGAUGCUGGCUCACGUCGGGCGUCGUCGACUGUCGGAGGGACGGAUCAGGAAGCACGGAGUCGCUGAAUACGUUCUUUCAAUAUUAAAGCCACUCACUUCAUUCACCCCUGCAUAA